AUGUAUUGCCAGAAGUGUCGUAUGCCGCUGAAGCUUGACGGCUCCGUGGAGGCGCUCAACCCCGCUGCUUUUGAUCUCCUUACCGGAUCCAUGGGAAAGUCACUUCCAGAACAUCCUAAUCAUGCUUCGUCACAUCGAUAUCCCUAUCCGCCCGAGCGUCGGGAAAUGUACGACCGCGCGUCACGGCAAUCUAGCUCGCCCGCAUACAAGAGAUCUGUCCCAGCACCUGUCCCCAAGCUUGGCCGAGGAGAGAGCAGUGGGGGAAUGUCAUUUGUGAUGCUGACGGAAUCGCAACUCGUGCCUCCACAGGCAUCCAGUGAAGCGAAUGGUGGCGACAAGCACGGUUCGGGAAAUGGAAACGGGGCAGCAAAAGCACCUGGACAAGAAGCGUCGAAAGACCAUUCAUUCUCCGAUGAUGCUGAAAGAGCUCAUCGAUUAUUUGAUAUACUCUCUGCGCGUUCGGACAUUGACCAUCCGAUCUGUACCGAGUGUACCGAUCUGCUAGUUGAGGGGCUGCAGAAAAAGCUGAAUACUGCAACAAAAGAGAGAGAUGCAUACAUAUCGUUUUUGAAGAAUAUAAAUGCGUCGGUACCUUCAGAAGAGGAUGUUGAGGCUGCUGAGAAAGCGCUUAAAGAAUCCCAGGCAGAAGAGGAAGCCGCGUACCAGGAGCUGUUGGCCCUGGAAAAGGAAAAGGCCGAUAUCGAUCGAGAAAUUGUUAUGCUAGAAGAAGAGUCACGGCAGCUUGAUUUGGAGGAAGAGAAAUUCUGGCGGGACCGAAAUGCUUUCGCAUUAACACUGGCAGAGUUUCAGGAUGAGCGCGAUGCUCUUAACAUGCGAUACGAUCACGAUUCUAGACAACUGGAACGACUGCAACGAACGAAUGUGUACAAUGAUACAUUUUGUAUUGGUCAUGAUGGAUUCUUUGGAACGAUCAAUGGAUUACGGCUGGGCCGACUCACUAAUCCAUCUGUUGAUUGGGCCGAGAUUAACGCAGCCUGGGGGCAGACAUGUCUUUUACUAGCUACGAUUGCCGAAAAGCUGGGCUUUCACUUUCAGGGAUACCGUCUCAAACCAAUGGGCUCCAAUUCCAAGAUUGAGAAGCUUGAGGAUCAAACAUCAUCUCCGACGCAAUCGACAAAUCAGCCACAAGCAAUGGCACGUCGUGCUGACGGAACGCCUGUGCCUCGUAAAGUAACGUCUUUGGACCUGUUUUCGUCGGGUGACAUGCCUCUAAGUCUUCCCUGGGUUCACCGGCGCUUUGAUGCCGCCAUGGUAUCAUUUCUUGAAUGCCUCCGACAGCUGGGUGAGUAUGUUGAAAACGCACCUAUACCCUUGUCAUCUCGACGCGGACACACAGGGGGCCGAAAGUUGCCUUAUGAAAUUAGACGGGAUAAAAUUGGCGACGCAAGCAUUAAACUCGGAUUCAACCAAAAUGAUGAACAGUGGACACGUGCUUGCAAAUACACUCUUACGUGCUGCAAAUAUCUCCUAGCGAUUGCGAGUGAUGUAGCGAGCGUCGCCGCUACUAAUGCAAGUGCAAACCCGGCUCAGCACGAGGGCGUUCCAGCUCAGAGCCCUAGGAGAUAA
Molecule: messenger RNA, 1587 nt
Organism: Talaromyces proteolyticus
Lineage: Eukaryota; Fungi; Ascomycota; Eurotiomycetes; Eurotiales; Trichocomaceae
Product: autophagy protein Apg6-domain-containing protein
Exons: 2
Coding region: 1-1587 (528 amino acids)
Biological process (GO): autophagy; late endosome to vacuole transport; cellular response to nitrogen starvation
Cellular component (GO): phagophore assembly site; phosphatidylinositol 3-kinase complex, class III, type II; phosphatidylinositol 3-kinase complex, class III, type I
Source: RefSeq, a predicted model, not a curated record